This is a messenger RNA of Xiphias gladius (swordfish), 3098 nucleotides long. RefSeq names its product HAUS augmin-like complex, subunit 6 (gene haus6). The transcript has 16 exons. Gene Ontology annotation, molecular function: microtubule binding. Bases 358 to 2853 code for a protein of 831 amino acids. Gene Ontology annotation, biological process: spindle assembly. The record is from RefSeq and is a predicted model, not a curated record. Gene Ontology annotation, cellular component: HAUS complex; mitotic spindle microtubule. NCBI's taxonomy places the organism in Eukaryota, Metazoa, Chordata, Actinopteri, Istiophoriformes, Xiphiidae.
UACUCGUUAACAAUAUCCGGGUGAUUUUUUUUCGGAAAAAAAUUGGCGGUUUGCGUUCGAGCUCUUACGAUUUCUGUUCCCGUUAGUAAAACUCUCAAGUUUAUUUUAACAAAUGUUCACUCAAGCUUAACUACAAUUGGACCGGAUCUUAUAACACUUGUAGCUGCUCCAUGGCAGUACUUGUAAGUUGCGACAACGGCUUGUUAAAUGUAAUGCUGACAAACUCCAAACAAGUUCGAGAGCUAAGUUAGCUAUCGCUAACAGUAAACUUAGUGGCUAGCUGCUUAAUAUUAGCCAGGCUGGCUUUUUCGACCAGUCACCACCAGACACCCACACCGCUUCUUCCAUUUCGGAAUAAUGGCGAAUCCGGCGUUAUUGCAGAAAAAGAACGGGAAAUAUCUGUGGUUUGCCCUCCUCGGACUGGGAUUUCAACCAGACGCUGUCAUAUCGUCUAUCGCCGGCAAAACCAACAUUAACCCUAAACACAUCAACCUGGGACCGAGUAUGUUUGACAAACCAAACAAGGAUGCUUUCUACAUAAUUACCAAUUUUCUGUUGGAGAAGCUCAACCCGGCACGAUUUCAUGAAGCAUACAGGCAUUGCUGGCCUGUUUUGAACCACAAAGCAGAUGCUGAGUUCCGCAAAGUUACCUGCGCUUGGCUGAAAGAAAUAAUGGAUGAAACUGCAAAUGCGGGAUCCAAAGUGGUUGCAUCCUUGUUCCUCUCCCCUGGAGGCCCCAAGUUUAUUAGCUUAAUGCUUCAUUUGGCCAACCAUACCAUGCUGCAGGAAAUGAAGACAUUCACCACAGAUGAUAGCUGGGUUCCUGAUGCUGCAGCGAUACCCGCUUCCUCCCUGGACAUGGCGGUCAAGAGACUCGACCUGGUCAAAAAAAGGUUUUUGAAAACUGCAGUGGAUCAAGAUCGUUUUCUCCAGGAGUACCAGAGACGAGCCCAGCUUCUGGUGAAGUCUUUGAAGGAUAUCAGAGCAGAGGAUACCAAGUAUGAUGAGCUACUUAAGCGUCAUAACAGUGAUUCUGCACAGGAGGGAGUUUCUCCAGCUGAGAAGACCAAAAAGGUGCGCUCCUUGUGGUCAACCAUUGAUGAAAUGCUGUCGACUACCAAAGAGGAGCAGAAUGCUGUGGAAAGUGUUUUGAAAGGGGAUGUAGACCAAUACAGCCUUGACGGAACAGAUCGAGUCCUCAAAAUUCCCCAGAGUCUGCUGGAGAGAAUUGAACAGCUCCCACAUCAGUUGAGUUCAGGGAAUGUGUAUGAGGCCGGCCAGCUAAACCUCCUGUGUGUGUUGGAGCUGACGAACCACGCACUGCAGAUCCUCAAGGAGGAGCGUUGUCGGGUCUCUCAUGUCCCCAAGCCCCAGCUCAGUCCUCAGCACCUGCAGGAGAAAUGUCAGCAGAUGGCCCGUGUGCUGCAGGACCUCCACCUCAUCAGACAGAAGAUUUCCAAGGAAGACAUUCCUGGGGUCAAAAGUACCAUCAGAGGGUUGGAGGCUGAGUGGGACAGGAAGUGGAUAGUCGCCCUCAAAGACACACCAUUAGUCUCUUUUUUGAAUGAAGAUCCUGCUCUUGGCUUCCUCUCACCAAUGGCUCCACUGUCAUUUAAGCCAGCGGCUGAAGCUAGUUACAGAAGUAGUGUCUUUUCCCAGUACCCUGCUAAACUUCUUGAGGAGAAGCCAGCAGAGAGUAAAUCACACGAAGGCAUCAACCCAAGUUAUUCUAACCUGAAAAGCUCUUGCUCUGCAACAGCUGAGAGGAAUGAAAGUCCUGCUGUCACAACUGAAGCAUCAUCACGAGCGAAUACCUCUCUCGACUGGAUUUUUGACACGCCUCCAUCCCCUCCUCUGAGGGCUCCGCCUGUGCCACCACCUGAGGCCAGUGUGAGGAGGACGACCUGUGUUCAUGGGAAGGUGGCUCCCAUGAGGACAAAGACUCAGAUAUUAGACAUGGAGUGUGAUAACCUCGCUGAUCAGUUUGCAGAUGCUGUAACUACUACCAGUCCCACAGAAGGCAGGGUCAAAGGUCUGGACUUGGAGGGCCUUCUCAGCACUCUUCAUGGAGAUCCCUUCUCUACUAGAAAGCAACUGCCCCGUACACCUGAGAGCUUGAUUAUGGAUGUGAAAAGCUCAUGGCGGAAGGCAGUCGAGGAAGAUAAAGCAGAGAAAAUCCGACGGUCAUUCAAGUUUAAUGACAGCAUAACAGGGCAGUUCACUUCCCUCGAGGAGCCUCAGCAUUGGUUGCUGAGCUCCAUUGCUCCCACCGAGAGUGUCUCCUGCAGUAUUGCCCCUGCUGUCACUAGCCACAGCAGCCCCCCUGUCUGCCAGCAGGGGGUCUUACUCAAGUCCACUCUGUCGUGGGACACCUUCAACACUGAGGCCCUUGACAGCCCGAGUGGCACAGGCAGCAGUGCGGUCCAGUUCAGUCUUGACCAUGAAACUCUCCCUGAAAUGCCAAGCUGUAACAGUCUGCUGAGCCUCGACGAUGAAGCAGUGGACAUGGAGAGUGAGGAAGAAGACGAUGAGCUCCUCAUCCCUUCGCUGAGGACUGACGCAAAGCAGUCGCCACUAACUGUGGCUUAUCAUAGGAGUCACACCCAGCAGGUGUGUGAUGAUGGGUCCUUCAUCGAAAGCAGGAAGAGGACACCAGAGUGCCUUCUGUCAGGUCACAGUGUUUCUGGUUUGGAUAGAGACUGGCUAACGGAGCCUGUAAAGCCAGUGGAAGCCUCAGACAAGGUCUUCUCACUGGACCUAGAGACACUGGAGACACCGUCACCCCCAAAGAAACAGGAGUACAACCUCCCAAAACUGAUCACAUUCUCUCCAAUAGAUGACAUGAAGUGUUAACUACAUAUGGAAACCGAUCUUUUUUUUUUUUUUUUUUUUCCUUUUUCUUUAACUGUCUGCCCUGAUUUUUAAUAGAUUUGUUCAAAUAUCUGUACAUAGCUGUGAAAUAACCUACUUUCGUCACAUGCUAAAUUAGUUUUCUGUGCUUGUUUAUUGGUUUUAAUUUAAAAUGGUAAGACAUGAACUUUAAUAAAAAUUGUAAAAUAUGGUUUAUUUUGUUUACUCCCCCCCCCCCCCAACUUGUC